UAAGACUGUCAUGGCGGCGCCCUCGUGUCAUGCGUCAGUUCUGCUCAAUUUGCGCAUGCGGAUAUUGGUACAGUCGGGAAAAUAACGACGUGAACGAAGUUGGAGUUAAUACUUUAUUAGGUAAAAUGAAGAUAAAGAAAUCAAAGCAAAAAACCUUUCGGUCCCCUGCCAAAUCCAAGCGGGGGAUCCAGGUGAAGGGAACCUGGACGCCAGUGGAGAUGGACCCCAGUCUUUUCUCGGAGGAGGACAUGGGAGGAUUAGUCUGCUUUGAAGAGCUCACAGACUACAGCCUGGUCAGUUCUAACGCUAUGGAAAAGGUGACAAAGAAGAGAAAAGCUGACGAUGGAGAGGAUUCAGACAAUCAAGUGAAUGAAGACAACAACGGGGAAUCACAGCAGACGGCUAAGAAGAAAAAAAAGAAGAACGUGAAAAAGAAAAAGCAACUGGCAGAGUCUACAGAUGAUACCACUUUUGAUAGCAAUGACAGUGAGCAAGACAGCAAGGUCCUCAAUGACACUCAAGAAGAGUCCCUAGGUGAACCAGUGGACAGUGGAGAAGAGGAUAUUGUGGAACCCGAAAAGGUGACCAAAAAGAAAAAGAAAAGGAAUAAAAAGCUGAAGAAAGCAACAACCAAUCCCCAGGUUGCUCAGCAGCCAAAAACCAAGAAGAAGGUGGAAAACUGGACGAAUGCAGGUCCCUUUAGGUCAUCUGGUCAGGACUGUGAUGUCUCGGCAUGGAAGGAUCUGUUUGUUCCAGAGCCUGUCCUUAAGGCGUUGGGCUCUCUAGGUUUUAACGCACCUACACCUAUUCAAGCCCUGGCCUUGCCCCCUGCAAUCAGAGACAAGAUGGACAUUUUAGGGGCUGCUGAAACAGGAAGCGGGAAGACUCUGUCUUUUGGCAUUCCGAUGAUCCACAUGAUUCUGGAGUGGCGGAAAGCUCGGGAUGCUCGGAGCAAAGAGGCACUUGACAGCCAGGAUAAUCCCACCGAAGAGACUGGUGAAGAUGGCCAAGUCAUACCAUCAGGGCUGAAGGAACCCUCUGAUCAGCCUGACGUUGCAGUUUUGACACAGGAAGAGGAUGUGCAGGGGGAGGAAGACAGUGAGAUGGACGAGGACUCCCAGCAGACCGGAUGUGUCAAAGUGAUCGAAAACGUGGAGUUUGAUUUUGAAACAACUGAAACUACUGACAAGAGUGCCAAGACCAAAGAUUUGUUUGAAAAGAACCCAUUACUGGGGCUUGUCCUGACCCCAACCAGAGAACUGGCUGUCCAGGUUAAACAUCACAUAGAUGCUGUUGCAAAGUUUACAGGUAUCAAGACUGCCAUUGUGGUGGGGGGAAUGGCUCUUCAGAAGCAAGGGAGAGUGUUAAAUCGCAGGCCAGAGAUAGUGAUCGCAACACCCGGACGCCUCUGGGAGCUAAUUAGGGAAAGACAUCCGCACCUCUCAAAUCUCAAACGGCUCAGAUGUCUUGUGAUCGAUGAAGCGGACCGGAUGGUUGAGAAGGGACACUUUGCAGAACUGUCCCAGCUCUUGGAGAUGUUAAAUGACACCGAAUUCAACCCCAAGAGGCAGAACUUUGUGUUCUCUGCCACGCUGACCAUGAUUCACGAGGCCCCGACGAGGAUAUUGCAGAAAAAGAAGGGGAAGAAGAUAGACAAGGAGAGCAAACUGGAGACACUGAUGGAGAAAGUGGGGAUCAAAUCCAAGCCCAAGAUUAUCGACCUGACCAGGAAGGAAGCCACAGUGGAGAGCCUAACAGAGACACGCAUCCACUGCGACGCGGACGAGAAGGACUUCUACCUCUACUACUUCCUGCUGCAGUAUCCCGGGCGAACCAUGGUCUUCGCCAACAGCAUUGACUGCAUCAAGCGCCUCAACGCGCUGCUCACCAUUCUGGACUGCACCCCGCUCCCACUACACGCUAACAUGCACCAGAAGCAAAGACUGAAGAACCUGGAGAGAUUUGCCGAAAGAGAGACUUGUGUUCUGCUCACAACAGAUGUGGCUGCUCGUGGACUUGACAUUCCAGAUGUGCAACAUGUUAUCCAUUACCAGGUCCCUAGGACAUCCGAGACUUACGUGCACAGAAGUGGCAGAACAGCCCGGGCCACAAAGGAAGGUCUCAGUUUGCUCUUGAUUGGACCUGAUGAUGUGAUGAAUUUUAGGAAAAUAUACAGGACAUUGGGAAAAGAUGAAGAGCUGCCUCUCUUUCCAAUACAGACAAAAUGUAUGGCAGCGAUAAAGGAACGUGUGAAGGUGGCAAGAAAAAUUGAGAAAAUUGAGUAUCACAGCGGCCGAGCAAAGCAACACAAUUCCUGGUUUCAGAAAGCUGCCGAAGCACUAGAAAUAGACCUGGAUGAUGAUGUUUUAAUAGGGGGAGGCCAGGAUGAAUACGAGGACAGGCAAAAGCAGAUGAUGAUGAAAGGCAUGAAGAUGCAUUUGAAACACUUGCUUUCACAGCCUGUUUUCAAAAACACCAUGAAAACCAAAUACCCGACGCAAAUGGGCAAGCUGAUCCUGCCUGAGCAGCCAGCAAGGGAAGAAACUGCACUGAUUACUGUUACCAACCAGAAAAAGAAGGAAAAGAAGCAGCACAAAUAACUACUACACAAUAUUAUCAGUUUCUUGUAUACAUGUAAUCUGUAUGUAAUCUCUUGGGGAGAGAAUACUGUAUGGAUUACUACUUCAGUAUAAAACUGAAGAGAAACACAAACUUUCUUUUUAAUUGAUGUACAAAAACAAAAGAAAUCGGAUACUUGUGGUAUGUUUAACAAUAUAAUGUCCAGUUUUUCACUUGUAUUAAGAUCCUAAAUUGUAAUUUAGGAUUAUUUAAUUUACUAUGAGUGAUUGAGACUGGGGAAAAAUGUGAUCACUGUGGAAACAAGUCUGUUCAAGAGGAGAUUAAAUGAGAUUUUUUGUUCUGUUUCAAUUUAGUGUAAUGUAACAGUGCCAUACAGAACAAUGGGUUAAAUACAACGGUGUGUGUAAAAAAUAAAUCUGUGCAAGAGACUUUACAUGAACAUCUAUAAAAUGGAUAUUGCUACACACAAAACAAGACAAUAAUUAGAUUCAUGCAGUUUAACAAUGGAAUAAGUGUGGCAGACAAGUAUAAAAAUAUAUAUUUCAUGAAUAUUACUGGGACAAGAAACUUCUGUAAUGUACAUGGACUGUAUAUAAAUAAACACUUUCAUUAGCACACAGGUCAGUGUUCAGUCAAAUGUCUAAUUUACUAUUUUCUUCAUGGACUCCCAUUAUAAAAAAGAUUAAUAGUGUAGAGACACCCAUAUUACCAGAAG
This is a messenger RNA of Acipenser ruthenus (sterlet), 3295 nucleotides long. Its product is annotated as ATP-dependent RNA helicase DDX24-like. Gene Ontology annotation, molecular function: ATP binding; nucleic acid binding; RNA helicase activity. The transcript has 9 exons. The record is from RefSeq and is a predicted model, not a curated record. NCBI's taxonomy places the organism in Eukaryota, Metazoa, Chordata, Actinopteri, Acipenseriformes, Acipenseridae. The coding region runs from base 30 to 2600 and encodes 856 amino acids. Gene Ontology annotation, cellular component: nucleolus.